Cornus florida is the source of this 747-nucleotide messenger RNA. RefSeq names its product pollen-specific leucine-rich repeat extensin-like protein 3. The record is from RefSeq and is a predicted model, not a curated record. Lineage: Eukaryota; Viridiplantae; Streptophyta; Magnoliopsida; Cornales; Cornaceae. The coding region runs from base 1 to 747 and encodes 248 amino acids. The transcript has a single exon.
AUGGCCACUAAGCAAGAAAUGAUCAACAGAAAGAGAAAAUCAUCAGAGCCCCAACAACAAGAAGAUCAUCUCCUCCAGCUGACUCUUUCUACACCUUUUCCUUCCACCACCCCCCCAACACCAAUAACGCCGCCACCGCUGCCGCCACCACCACCCUUGCAAGAAGAACAAGAAGACCAUGAUAAUGAGCUGCAGUUUACUCUUCCACCACCCCAUGUCGUCUACAUGGACCCUUUGGGCCUAAUGCCGGUCUGGAAUCCUACACCCCUCCCUACAGUUCCGCCACCACCACCACCCACAAUGCUGCAACAACCACAACAAUCAUCUUUGCCACCACCCCAUUUCUUCUGCAUGACACCUUUCGGCCCAAUUCCGGUCUGGUAUGCUAUACCCCUCACUACAGUUCCACCUUGGGCCACCACUCGCCGAGCCACCAUCCACAGUCUUGCUCAUCUUGAAUCCCGACAAAUCUUUACCAUCACAGGACAUGUCCAAUGCAAGAUAUGCUAUAAACGCUACGAAAUUCAAUAUGAUCUUAAAGAGAAAUUCAAUGAAGUGGGUGGUUUCAUAGUAAAAAACAAAGACACCAUGCUUGGUCGAGCUCCACAGAAAUGGUUGAACCCUGUUCUUCCAAUCUGCAAAUUCUGUCAAGAACAGGGCAAUUACAGAGUCAAGCCAGUGAUUGCAGAAAAGAAGAGAGAUCAAUUGGCUUUUUCUACUUCUGGGUCAGAUGAUUGGAUGUUGUAG